AUGUCUUCAAUAAUGUCUAUUUCAAAUCCAUUCUUUGACUAUUCAACAACAACAUCAACAGCAAAUUCUUCCCAAAUUCCCCCUUUCCUUACCCCUCCACUUAGACGUGCAGCUGCUUUAAAUGAUGAAAAUAAAUUAAAAAAAGAAAAUUUAAAUUGUAGCAAUACAACUUUAAAACAAGAAAAUGAAGCCUUUGAAGGCCCUUGUUGUGUUGAAAAUCCGUUUAGUCAAGAUGAUGGGGGAGGAAAUGGAGGAGGACUUUUUGAUAGGUGA
Molecule: messenger RNA, 273 nt
Organism: Meloidogyne enterolobii
Lineage: Eukaryota; Metazoa; Nematoda; Chromadorea; Rhabditida; Meloidogynidae
Source: the annotation of a GenBank genome assembly